Messenger RNA from Spirodela intermedia, 4722 nucleotides. The record is from the annotation of a GenBank genome assembly. NCBI's taxonomy places the organism in Eukaryota, Viridiplantae, Streptophyta, Magnoliopsida, Alismatales, Araceae.
AUGGCCCAAGCCGUGGAAGAAUGGUACAAGCAGAUGCCGAUCAUUACCAGGUCAUACCUCACGGCAGCUGUCCUCACGACGGUUGGAUGCACCCUCGAGGUUGGUGGAGGACUAGAAAUGAGGGAAUAAGCUGGGGAAUUGGGUUCUGGCAUCUCUUUCCCCUUUGAAUUGAAUUAUAAUCUUUCAGUAAGCUGCUUCCCGCUUUUUCCCGUCAUUGAAUUGGGGAACGUUAUCUGUUCUUGCUCAAUGGAGCCAAGGCAUCGAUUUUUCUAUCGUGAUAUGGUGUCUCCCAUAUGAAUUUACCCAUUUUUUUCUACAUUUAAUGACAGGACCGUUUUUUUGGAGCAACUAGGUGAAAUAUGAUCUUCCUUUAUCCUCAUUGAUUUCUUUGUUUAUUUUUUUCGCAGAUAAUAUCUCCUUACGAUUUAUACCUGAACCCCAAGUUUGUUCUCCAACGUUAUGAAUUAUGGCGCCUGAUCACAAACUUUUUGUACUUCAGGAAAAUGGGUAAUUCUCAUUAUUUUUGGUCCAUGUUUUUUCUUUUUUUUGUGGUAAUGAAGUUAGAUAGGCAUCUGCCCCAGUUUUCAUUUUCCUUUGGGAAUUUUAAUUUCUUUCUUAGCUUCUGUCGGAUGAGCGAGACAUUUUUUUUUUAUUGGAAAAGGUUAGUGUACCGCAAAUUCCUUCUGAUAAAUCGAGGAACAGAAUCCAUAACUCGGUUAAUUACGAUUCAAUACACAAAGCAAACAUUAGCCUGUCCUUCUCUUCAUGGUAAAUCGUAAGCAGCAAACUUAUUUUAAUUUUUUUUUCCGCUUUUGAGAAUGGAGAUUUCGAUGAUCCAGUACUUGUGUACACUUCACUCCGAUAUCCCUUUCCCACCUAAAUAUUAGUUCAUGCCUUGAGCGAUACCUCAAGAAUAUUGCACGAGAGGGAUCAUUAAAGAACCUUCAUUCUGUGAGAUCAUGAUCCACCUUUGUCACGUUUUUAUCACCUUUGAGUUCAGGUUGUUAGUAUUUAUGGGUUAACUCUAUGAAGAUCAUAUUCUAUAUUGAAUAAUAUGGAUUUUACUAUGUGCAAGGUAAUAAUGUUUAGUAAUGUGAUUGAAAUGAACUUUGUUUAAGUGAAUAGAAGAUCACAGAGUAUUCUCCAUACACUCUAGUGAGUUUUUUUUUUCAUUUUGAUUUGUAGUGGAAAAAAGGUGUUGUUAUUGUUGGAAUGGGCAUCAAUAAAAGAAUGUCAUUAACUAUUGAAAAAAGCAUCUUUAGUCCAUUUUCUGAGAAUUAAAUCAACAAUUCUUUUUCGAGGGAUAUUUAUGUAGGAGCCAAAUGCCUUGAGACAUGAACAGAAUAAGACUUGGACCAAAAAAUAUGACACCCCCACCCCCACACAAUAAAUCUGUGCUCUCGUUUCCUUCAGAUAAAAAUAGUUGUCAAACAUCUCUGGGACUCACAUCUCCCCUAGAGAAGAUCAAUCAUCAGCAAGAAGUUUUGCCUUCCUCCUAAACUAAAUUUGACUAAAUUUGACACCAAGCUUCUAUUGCUGCUUUCCUUCUAAACUAACCAAAAAAUUUCCAGCAACAACAUUAACCACCCCCCCUAUAAAUAUUGACUCUCCCUUUCCCAUGAAUCAAUUUCUGUGAACGCUUUCUUGGUUUUGGACUUUUUGUUUUUAAGUUGUCUUGGAGAUGCACUCUCCGAAGGUUGAUAUUAACAUGUAGAUAUUCUUGAAUUUUGAUAAAAUUAUUGUCCUCUCCCACCAUUUUAUGUCUUAGCUGAACGAUAGCCUUUUCUCAUAACUAAUCUUCUCUUGUUAUACUGAUUGAACGAGGGGGAUUGGCCACUUUGGAAGAUUAAGACCGAAGACAUUUUGGUUCAUCCCGAAAUGAUUUCUCGAUUAGGUUCCGUUUGUGGCAGACAUGAAUCUUCUUCCCAUGUUUUCCCUAUUCUUUGGAAUUAGAUAUUUUGGGAAGCUGCAUGCAGAAAGGGGAGGUAAACGUUUGUAGAAAUAUAGAUACUUUGGCUAAAUAUCGAAUCCUCUGGGCAUCAAUAGAUGUUGACGCCUUGGCAAGCCAGUAUUAUUGGUUGACUGAUCUCAUAAUGUUAUAAUAAACGUCAUCAUUAACCAAUAGUUACUGUGAUUUUAUAUUAUAGAUUUGGAUUGUCCUAGGAUGGUAAUUAACAGAGUGAAGUUCGAUCAUACAACAGAAGAUGGCUGACCUCAAAUGACCUUUGACAAAAAUAGGGGUACUGUUACCAGCUUGAAAGUUGGAUAAACUGGAAUCCAGAAUCGAAGCUAAGUUCACCUGUUUAAUCUCAGCCGGUUAUCAAAGCAGGGAUUUAGGACCUGGCCCAUGGACCUGCUUUAAAUAAAUAAUCAUAUAUCCCACUAAUACAAAAAAAAUAAUUUUAUUAAAUUCAUGGAUCACCAUGAAGUGAAUCCAUUCAAUGAUUCCGCAAGAGAAGGCCAAGAAAAUAUGGGGAUCAGAUGGUAUUCCUCAUUGUAAACAUUAUUGCCAUUGAUUUCUCCUUUUUCGGUACUUUGCAACUGACUUUUUUAUUUGAUUUUUUUGGCGUUUCUCUCAUCGUGCAACUUAUAAAAGCUCUUCAAAAUGUUUUCAAGUAGAGGAUCAUCAUUUUCAUCCUAUUUUUCUUUAACUGGUUAUAAACUCUUCUUUUAUCUGCAGACUUGGACUUUCUCUUCCAUAUGUUUUUCCUUGCCCGGUAUUGCAAGCUACUCGAAGAGAAUUCAUUCCGGGGACGGACUGCAGAUUUCUUUUAUAUGCUAUUGUUUGGUGCGACCAUCUUGACUGUGAUCGUGUUCCUCGGCGGGAUGAUACCCUAUGUGUCAGCAUCCUUUGCCAACGUCCUCUUCCUCAGCAAUUCGUUGACUUUCAUGAUGGUCAGUAAAUGCAAUCCUCCCACAGGCCAUACAUUCCAUUUAAAUCUAUUUUAUAUCCUUCUGAUCUUAAAUCCCAGUAUGUGCUGCUGUGUUUCCUAAUUUAGGUCUACGUCUGGAGCAAGCAGAAUCCUUUUGCUCCCAUGAGCUUCCUUGGCCUGUUCACCUUCACAGCUGCCUAUUUACCAUGGGUAAGUGCCACCUGGUUAUCACAGAUGUCUAAGAAGAAUCAAUUGCUGAAUAUCUUCUUCAUUAUCUUAUUUGAAGGAAGCAUGCAAUUCUUUCUAUAAACGAGUACAUGAAACGUCAUGAUUUCAAGAAGCAAUAAAUAGUAGAUGAUGGGUAAUAAUCGAAUUUCUCAAAUAUGUUGAUCUUGCCAAGUUAUUGUUGAGAAAUUCUUCAUCCUGACUUAAAACUCUUACCUAACCCACACACUAGUUCUUCAUAGGGCUCUCAGAUGAGUUGAGCCCAGACCCAGUGGGCUUUUGUAAGGCCUGGGCCCGGAGAAAAAAUCAUAUGUCUGGACUAUAUGAAUUUUGGGGUCCACACUUAUCUUUAAAUUAAUGGUUUUUCUUGAUCUGGAAAAUCAAAUCUUUGAUUAUUUAUUUUUUGUUUUCCUCUUAUGGGCACAGGUCCUCCUGACUUUCUCUGUGCUUGUUGGUGCCAAUCCCUGGAUAGAUCUUCUGGUGAGUUUCCUCCUACUAAUGUCUCCAAGACCAUCAUAACGUGUAUAAAGAAUGCCCCCUAUUGUUUCCUUUUUGAAGUCUGGUGUAGCUUCAAUCUCCCAAUCUAGGGGCUUGUUCCCAUCAAUGGUCCAUGAUCAUCAUGAAAUCACAACAAAAAACAGUAUUUAAUUUUUAUCUGAUGUAAUUAUAACAUGCAGAAGGUUGUUUUUAUCGUGUUUUUACUUGACUGCACACUCUUUCUCUCAUCUCUCUCUCUCUCUCUCUCUCUCUCCCUCUCUCUCCCUCUCUAUCUAUCUAUCUAUCUAUCUAUCUAUCUAUCUAUCUUUCCAUCGCUCUCUCUCUCUCUAUAAUAUCUAUCUAUCUAUCUAUCUAUCUAUCUUUCCAUCGCUCUCUCUCUCUCUAUAAUAUCUAUCUAUCAAUCUCUCUCUCUCUUUCUAUCUAUCUAUCUAUCUAUCUAUCUAUCUAUCUAUCUCUCUCUCUCUCUCUCUCUCUCUCUCUCUCUCUCUCUUCCUUUCUCUCUAUCUCUAUUUAUCUAUCUAACAAUGUAUCUAUCUGUUGGAAUCUUUAUAUCCCAAUUAAGGGAAUGCUGCCAUCAAUGUUUAAACGCCAUCACAAAAGACAUGCGAAAAUGGUUUUUUUUAUCUUUAUCCGUCUCAAUUUUUGUCUUGAAAACCCAACAUAUUUCUGAGAUACAAAAAAUUCCCCUUUUUCAUUUUCUUAGAUCCGAUUUAAUUUUUGUCAUCCAAUUCAGGACACUUUCUCAUCAUUGCUCCAAGAUAAUCGUAAAAAUCGGAAGCAAUUCAUAUCUUCCAAUCCCUUGGCCAUUAUAAUGGAUCUUUAAACAAGAAAAAAAGCCUUUUUCCCAUCCAUGCUCCAAAUGAUCGUUGACUUUGGAAAUAUGAGGAAUUUAUAUGCAAAAUCCGGCUGGAUUUUGGUUAUCAAUCUUUCUUUCUUUCUAUUUCAGGGCAUGUUUGCUGGACACGCAUACUACUUCCUCGAGGAUGUCUAUCCCCGGAUGACAGGCCGCCGCCUUCUCAGGACUCCCUCCUUCAUCAGGUCUCUCUUUGCCGAUGACCCCAUCGUCGUCGCCCGCCCUGCCAACAUGCAGUUUGCCGCCCCUCCUGAUGAUCCCCAUGAGGACUGA